AUGGCGACACGGAUAUGCGAAAACGGCGCUGCUGCUGUUGAUGCUGCUGCAGGGAUAUUGAAGCGCCCUGGAACCAUAGCGGUGUCUCAACAUCGGUUGUGUACGGCGCUGGCUCUGUGUGUUGUACCGUACCCGAUGCCAGCUCACUGGGCCAAAAGUCCACUUUUGGUGUCAUUUGUUUCGGUUGGAAAUGUGAAAUUGAGUGCUGAAUACCGCCACCGUGUCGUAGUUGAUGCACUGGUGCUGCAGCAGGCAGCACCGCCACAUCGUUUUUUUCUUGGCCAUGCGGUAGCAGGAAAGUCUGCCCAGCAGUAA
Gongylonema pulchrum is the source of this 315-nucleotide messenger RNA. Lineage: Eukaryota; Metazoa; Nematoda; Chromadorea; Rhabditida; Gongylonematidae. The record is from the annotation of a GenBank genome assembly.